GCUCAAACAACCACCACCUCCUACCUAGUUACCUUCCACCUCAACCACCCGACCCAAACAACAAUCACCAGACCCCAACACCAAAAACCCCCCACAGACCGCAAAACAAAGAUGUUGAUAAUCGGUCUGACCGGCUCCAUCGCCACCGGCAAAUCGACCGUCUCCUCGCUCCUCUCCUCCCCGCCUUACUCCCUGCCCAUCAUCGACACGGACCUACUGGCCCGCAAAGUCGUCGAACCAGGCACGGAAGGCUACAAAGCCAUCGUCAACUACUUCGGCCCGACGACCCCGGACCUCCUUCUCCCGCCGUCCCCAGACUCCUCAUCCUCCUCAUCCCCCAAUGACACCCUCCCCCCCACAAGCGAAAGCGCCCCCCGCCCACUCAACCGCCUCGCCCUAGGCCGCCGCGUCUUCGGCACAACCGAGGACCGCAAACGCGACCGCAUGAUCCUCAACAAGAUCGUGCACCCGCUCGUCCGCCGCGAGGUCUACAAGGCGCUCGCGUACUACUACGUGCGGGGCCACUGGGCCGUCGUCCUCGACGUGCCACUGCUGUUCGAGAGCGGGAUGGAUCUGAUCUGCGGCACGGUCGUGGUGGUGGGCGUGCGCGACCCGGCCGUGCAGAUGCAGCGGCUCCGCGCUCGCGACCCGCAUUUGUCGGUGGAGGAGGCCGAGAAUCGCGUCCGGAGUCAGGGCGAUGUCGUCUCCAAGGCGGCGCGCGCGGAGUGGAGGGGCCAGCGCAGGGGGCUGGUGGUGUGGAAUGAUGGCGACAAGAAGCAGUUGGAGGGGGAGGUACGGCGCGCGUUGGACGUGGUGCAGGCGUCCAGUCCUAGGUGGUGGGCUUGGGUGCUCUUGGUGCUGCCGCCGGUUGGGGUCGUGGCGGCGGUGUGGAAUCUUGGGGUGAAUUUUUGGGGGCGGAGGGGUUGGGAGGCUGGGGAGAGGGAG
Molecule: messenger RNA, 945 nt
Organism: Aspergillus fijiensis CBS 313.89
Lineage: Eukaryota; Fungi; Ascomycota; Eurotiomycetes; Eurotiales; Aspergillaceae
Product: putative dephospho-CoA kinase
Exons: 1
Biological process (GO): coenzyme A biosynthetic process
Molecular function (GO): dephospho-CoA kinase activity; ATP binding
Source: RefSeq, a predicted model, not a curated record